Messenger RNA from Bradysia coprophila, 2625 nucleotides. RefSeq lists its product as uncharacterized. The record is from RefSeq and is a predicted model, not a curated record. NCBI's taxonomy places the organism in Eukaryota, Metazoa, Arthropoda, Insecta, Diptera, Sciaridae.
ACGGUUUUAGACGGUUUUAGACGGUUUUUGCGUCCCACAUCGGCCAAUAGGUCCAACACAUUAUAUUAUCGCGUCGGAACUUGACAAAAAAAAAACUGUUGUUCGUUGAAACACUAUCGAAGUUGUGUGAUCACAUAUAUAAGAGAGAUUGGUUGGAUGAAUUUGAAUUUUAUUUCAUUGAAACUAAUAUCGCCGAUAUGCGGCACAUUUACAAGAGAAUUGAGGCGUUGAAGUGUCGGUGGGUGUAAAAAUGUUACGUUAAAGUGUCGCGCUCAAGUAUCGAAUCCAACAAUUUCGGUUAAUUUGAAUGAUAUUACAUAACAUCUGUGCAUACAAUUGACAAAAUUGAACCCGGUCUUGUUGGUUUUCUAGUGAAAAAUAAUGAUUUUACCGACAAGUAAAUAGUGCGACACGGGUGUAACUCGUGUAACUUCAUAUUAUAUCACCCAAUUUAUACGAAAACAAUACAAUAUGCUUUUCGACACUCCAUUUCGCAGUAAAUAAAAUCGCGUCGAGUGAAUCGUAUAAUUUUGAUGAAACGCUUUCGGUUUACAGCAAAACAAAAAUUGUUUUAGACCAACACGCUCUUCCUCACCUAUUUAUAACUUGUAUGUGUACGCUGGAAUUAUAUAAUGCUGACUCCUAUAUCCAUGAUCCGUGAUUAAAGAAGAUGAUGGGGCCUGUAAAUGUGAUCGUUAAGGCACAAUAAAAAGCACUUACGCCAAUUUUUUGUUUGUUUUUCUUUCGUUUCGAAGUCGUUUGCACAGCAGAGAGAAAGAGCGAGCGGAGUAAAAUAUUACAAUCACCACUGGGAAGAAUAAAUAACGAUCAAAACUAAACAGAAAAACCGAAAGGCCGAAACAAAAAUUUAUCGACAAAACUGUGUGUGUGUAGUCGUUGGUGUAUUUUCAUUAAAUUUUAUUUUUUUCCCUCAACAAAAGCAUUGAGAGGAAGAAGAAGAAAAAGAAUAAAGCGAAACGGCAAAACGGAUAUUUAUAUAUAUCAGAUUCAAUGUACGACUAAGAAUUAAGCACAUCGUCCAGAUAAUACAAUAUAAAACGGAGAAAAAUUUCAGCAAGAUAAUAAAUGCCCGGUCUUCUAUUAAAUGCAGCCAAUAUGACGACGGAGAAAUUAUUGCCAAUGGUGGAGGCAACGACAACAGCCAUUCCGAUAUCUAAAACCACAACGACCAUAAUAACAAACCUUUCAGCUGGAUCUCAUGGGCAAAAUAAACGACCAACAAUAAUUAUAUAUCCAACGGUUUCGCCCGAAUCAAUUGUGAUACCUAUUGUUUCCUGUAUACUUGGUUUUCCACUAUUAGCUUUACUAGUAAUAUGUUGUCUUCGACGACGCGCGAAGUUGGCAAGAGAGCGAGAUCGUCGUCGAAAUUACGAUUUACAGGACCAUGCCGUUAGCCUGGUCAGAUUUAGUCCUAUACAUAGGCUCACUAGCCGUACCACGAGAGCUAUCAGUCUACGUUCUGAACGAAGCAUGAGCCGAGGAUUCCCAUCACUCGAACUAGACACCGUAAUGGAAGAACGUAGUGAUGAUCCCGAACAGACUCAGAUUGAUUUAAUGACUCCAGAAUCCCCAUCUGACCCAAUGAAGCCCAGCGAUUCAUCCAGUAGCUAGCAAAUGUUUACCCAAACCAUAACCAUCACCAAAUCGAUGUUCAGUCGCAAAACGAGACGGAAAUCGGAUCGUUUGCAUCGUUACAGCGACGACGGUACGUUGAACAGCGGCAGUUCGUCAAACACAUCGACCACAUCCGAUUCGCAACUAGCCGAUACGGACGAUGUUCAUGGUAGAAAGAGUAAACUGUUUACGCUGACCAGUGAUCGCUCACCGUUAUGGACAACAUUGACACAUGCCCAGACAAUCACAGAGUUUGCUGAAAGUUGAUAAUUGUUUACAACAUUUUCCACCAAACUUUUUUUUUAUUGUCGAUGGAAAUUGAUGUGAUGGAUGGUUCCAGCUUUGUAGUGCGUAAUCUCCUUUAAACGUGUGUAAAGUGUUUAUCGAUAGAGAUUUUUCUUUAAAAAUAAUUAAAUUAAACUUUGAUCUCGAUUCGUUUCCAAUAAAUGUAGUGGUAAAAUUGAGAUAAAACAUUAUCCAUUUGGCGUUGCGUUCGAAUUUUGGCGCUACAAUUUAGUGUUCGUUCAGAUAAACUUUGAAAAAUGUAUUUGACCUUGCACUUGUACCUAUUAUACCGCAUUGAGUAUGGUUUCCACUCAACAAAAAGUACUUCGUGAGAGAGCAAACUGUCAAAUAAACAAAGCAAAAAUUAAAAAAAUUCAAUUUUGCCUCACAUACGAUGAUUUUUGAUGAGUGGAAAUCUAGCGUGAAGGUAGCCUCACAGUCAUCCGUUUUCAUACCGUUUUGCCUCCGUGUACGUGACAGCUGUAAUGUCAAGCAAAAUGCUCUAUUGUAUGAAAUGCCAACUGUCAUGUUGAGGCAAAACAGAAUGAAAACGGAUGACAUGAAUUCAGAUUUAUAAUGAAAGAGGCUACACAUAGCGACGCAAAAGAGUCCAAACUCAAAUUUUCCUUUUUUAUACUGUCAACAGUGCUUUUCCCCAAGGUUCUGAAAGAACCUUGCUUUUCCCAUCAGAGAGAUGCUAAUAUA